CCGUCGCUGUGUGGGCGGACACGGCUCGGGCCCCUCGACGGAAAAAGGGCCGCCCUCUGGACGCCGGCGAGCCGGGCCGGGGCCCGGGGCCAGCGGGGGGGGCCUGGGGGGCACCGGCGGCCACGCGGUCCCCGCGCACCUGGCCUGGGCGUGGCUCAAAGGGCCCCGCCCCCCCCGAGCGCGCCGGGCCCUGGUUGGCGGAGGUGGUGCGCUAUGCUAAUGAGCCUGACCCCCCCGCACCUGACCCCGGCCGGGCUCGGGCCAGCCGGCGCCGGACAGACAGACUGACGGACGGACAGCGGGGACCCACGGCCUCGCUGAGGGAGGGGAGGAUGCCACGCUCCUUCCUGGUGAAAACGCACUCCAGCCACAGGGUCCCCAACUACGGGCAGCUGGAGACGCAGAGAGCCUGUUUCCCUGAGAGCUGCACCGUUUUAUGUUGCCUCCAGCAGUGUAUGAGGUUCCAAGUUCUCUGCCCCCCAACACUCAUCACCGUCUGUCUUUUGGGCGACAGCUAUCAUGGAGGCAGUGGCUCCUGCGCUGCGUGUGACCGGCUGCUGCUGCCCUUCCAGCGCCCCGACACGGCAGCCCCUGCUGCGCCCCAGGACGGCGACCCAAUCGUCCCCUGCCUCCCCCUGCCCUGCAACGAUGAAGGCUGGGGGGUGCCUGGCCCGGCCCCCCUAGAGCCCAACCCGGUGCCGCACAGCAGCCAGGUCCCAGGGGCGCCUCCCGGAGGCAGCGUGCGCCCCCUCCAGCGGCCCCCACGGUGGCUGCUGCCUCCGACCCGGGCCCCAGGGGCAGACGAGGCUCCAGGCCAGCAGCUCGGGGGCGAGGACGGGGGACAGGCCCCAGGGGGCUUCCACAGCCUCGACGGCCCCGGGGCCUCCCCCGCGGCCCCCCGCGCCUUCCCCUGCAGGCUCUGCGAGAAGGCGCCCACCAGCCUGGGUGCCCUCAAGCUGCACGUCCGCACCCACACGCUGCCCUGUGUCUGUGCCGUGUGUGGCAAGGCCUUCUCCAGGCCCUGGCUGCUGCAGGGCCACGUCCGCACCCACACAGGUGAGAAGCCCUACGCCUGCCCCCACUGCGGCAGGGCCUUCGCCGACCGCUCCAACCUGCGGGCACACCUGCAGACGCACGCCAACACCAAGAGGUUCCCGUGCACCGGCUGCGCCAAGACCUUCUCCCGCGGGUCUCUCCUGGCACGGCACGUGGAGUCGGGCUGCCUGGCGCCCGGGAGCCGGCGGUCAGCUCCAUGAGGGCCUGUGGGGCCAGGGGCUGCCUCCCCGCCUGCCGACUCACCAGCUUCUUGGACGGUUUCAGCCCUGGCUAAGCAGGUUGGGGAGCCCAGCCUCGGGGGGCAGCCUGGCAGGGCGCAGCCGUGAGCAGGACAGAGCGGCUGUGCAGUCAGCCUCCGUGCUGGGCUCGAGGCCAGGCUGGGCCGCUUUGCACCGUGCACACUCCAGCAGACAUGCGAGCACCAGGGGGUGCAGAUUUGGGGACCCCUCCCCCUGAUUUGUGCCUUUGGGGUAGAACCUGCUUGGAGCCCCCAGGAGCUGCAUGUCCCUCCGAGGUGGCAGUGGCUUCUGGCGGGGAAUAAAGUCUCUUUGCUCCCGCCUGUUGUUCCCUGGAGCCCCUCGUCUUGCAGACCUUGGGGUCUGCACAGGAGGCUGAACUCUGAAAUCGCCCCAGAGGCAACGGCCCCCCCGUGGUAACUUGGGGCCCCUGGCCUCAGAGAGGGGCUGCCAGGGCCA
This is a messenger RNA of Choloepus didactylus (southern two-toed sloth), 1751 nucleotides long. RefSeq names its product snail family transcriptional repressor 3 (gene SNAI3). The coding region runs from base 333 to 1256 and encodes 307 amino acids. Gene Ontology annotation, molecular function: DNA-binding transcription factor activity, RNA polymerase II-specific; RNA polymerase II cis-regulatory region sequence-specific DNA binding. The record is from RefSeq and is a predicted model, not a curated record. Lineage: Eukaryota; Metazoa; Chordata; Mammalia; Pilosa; Megalonychidae. The transcript is spliced from 4 exons. Gene Ontology annotation, biological process: regulation of DNA-templated transcription.